Messenger RNA from Erigeron canadensis, 537 nucleotides. RefSeq names its product protein CROWDED NUCLEI 1-like. The coding region runs from base 1 to 537 and encodes 178 amino acids. The record is from RefSeq and is a predicted model, not a curated record. The transcript has a single exon. Lineage: Eukaryota; Viridiplantae; Streptophyta; Magnoliopsida; Asterales; Asteraceae.
AUGCUUCAAGACUUUGAGAUGGAGAAACAAGAAUUUAAGAAGAAAAUGAAAGAUAAGGAGAUAACAUUUGAGAAACAAAUGCAAAAGGAGUUAGAGAACCUGAAGAAGUUGAGAGAUUGCACGAGCAAAGAGAUCAAAGAGUUAAAGUCAGAAAGAGAACGGUUUGAGAAAGAAAACUAUGAAGUUGUUUUAAGAAAGAAACAUCGAGAAGAAGAACCAAGAGAUGACAAUGGCGAAUGCAAGAAGCAUCGAGAGACGCUAUCAAAAUUUCAUAAGGAAAGCAAGAUUGAGAAAGACAACAAGUUAAGAAACAAGAAAGUUGAAUACGAAGAUCGUGAUACAAGAAACACAUUGUUGAGGAUUCAAGAUCAUGACAUGAUACGAAUAAAGAAAGAGAGUGACAAAGUUGACAAAGAUGAUCUAGUCGAGAUUGAAGAUAAGGAAGAAAGUAGUCAAAUCAAGAAAAAGGUUCGAGACAUACUUCGUGUUAAUAAAUCAAGACAAAGAAAAUGGAAACAACCCAAAAUUCAAAGAUAA